AUGGCGCCGGGCCGCUUCUGGCGCUGCUGCCUGCGCGGCGCAGGCUGGGUGCCGGUGCUGUUCAUCACUUUCGUGGCGGCGUGGUCCUACUACGCGUAUGUGGUGGAGCUGUGCCUGUUUACUCUUUCUGGGAGUGGAGAAAAUGGAAAGGCCGUUGCUUACCUUGUGGCUUUUCAUCUGUUCUUUGUUAUGUUUGUAUGGUCGUAUUGGAUGACAAUUUUCACCUCACCUGCUACCCCAUCCAAAGAGUUCUACUUGUCCAAUUCUGAAAGGGAACAUUAUGAAAAAGAAUUCAGCCAAGAACGACAACAAGAAAUUUUGAGAAGAACAGCGAAGGACUUACCUAUCCAUACCACAUCAGGCUCAAGGACCAUCAGAUAUUGUGAAAGAUGUCAGUUGAUUAAACCUGACCGGGCGCAUCACUGCUCAGCAUGUGACAUGUGUAUUCUAAAGAUGGAUCAUCACUGUCCUUGGGUGAAUAACUGUGUGGGAUUUUCUAAUUACAAAUUCUUCCUGCUGUUUUUAUUGUAUUCCCUAUUAUAUUGCCUGUUUGUGGCUACAACAGUUUUGCAGUACUUUAUAAAAUUUUGGACGAAUGAACUCACAGAUACACGUGCCAAAUUCCAUGUACUUUUUCUUUUCUUUGUGUCUACAAUGUUCUUCAUCAGCGUCUUAUCACUCUUCAGCUAUCACUGCUGGCUAGUUGGAAAAAAUAGAACAACAAUAGAAUCAUUUAGUGCACCCACAUUUUCAUAUGGACCUGAUGGAAAUGGUUUCUCUCUUGGAUACAGUAAAAACUGGAGACAAGUCUUUGGCGAUGAAAAGAAAUACUGGCUACUUCCAAUAUUUUCAAGUUUGGGUGAUGGUUGCAGUUUUCCAACUCGCCUUGUGGGAAUGGAUCCAGAACAAGCUUCUGUUACAAACCAAAAUGAAUAUGCCAGAAGUAUUGGCUCAAAUCAACCUUUUCCUAUCAAACCACUUAGUGAAUCAAAAAACCGAUUGCUGGACAGUGAAUCUCAAUGGACAGAGAAUGGAUCUGAAGAAGAUACUGUCAGAUCAGGUUUAUAA
Molecule: messenger RNA, 1068 nt
Organism: Pipistrellus nathusii (Nathusius's pipistrelle)
Lineage: Eukaryota; Metazoa; Chordata; Mammalia; Chiroptera; Vespertilionidae
Source: the annotation of a GenBank genome assembly